Molecule: messenger RNA, 1418 nt
Organism: Phycomyces blakesleeanus NRRL 1555(-)
Lineage: Eukaryota; Fungi; Mucoromycota; Mucoromycetes; Mucorales; Phycomycetaceae
Exons: 8
Coding region: 58-1353 (431 amino acids)
Cellular component (GO): membrane
Source: RefSeq, a predicted model, not a curated record
AGCUGCAACUGUAACAACUCCAUUGCCACAAGAAUAGGAUAUGCUCUUGCAUGGCUCAUGCUUUCCAACUGGGCAAUUAAAAAGUUGCAACAUUUAACAUUGGAUUACAUGAAGCUCGAUUGUGCAGAAGGAAGAUGCUAUGGAAUUAUUGCUGUUCACCGAGUUUGCUUUGCCUUGGUCCUUUUUCAUGCUAUUCUUGGUCUCUUAUUACUAGGUGUUAACGACAGUCGGUCAAAACGUGCGGCAAUUCAGAAUGGCUGGUGGGGUCCGAAGAUAUUAGGCUGGAUUGCUCUCUUGGUUGUUUCAUUUUUCAUUCCAAGUGGAUUCUUCAUGGCAUGGGGAAACUAUUUCGCAUUAAUUGGAGCCGCACUUUUCAUUCUGUUUGGCCUAGUUCUACUGGUCGACUUUGCUCACAGCUGGACAGAAAGAUGCAUGGAGAACUAUGAAAUGACAGACUCUAACAAAUGGAAGUAUAUUCUAAUCGGCGGCACAUUGCUUAUGUUUGCUGGCGCCAUUACUUUGACGGGAAUUAUGUAUGGCUUCUUCGCUACGAAUGGAUGCUCUCUGAACCAAUUUUUCGUUACCCUUAACCUGAUUCUGUGUGCUCUGGUUACUCUUCUCUGCAUCUCCCCGGCUAUACAAGAAGCAAACCCGAGAUCUGGACUAUCGCAAGCCUCAAUUGUGGUCAUUUACUGUACAUAUGUUGUCUUGUCCGCAGUUGCUAACGAGCCUAACGAUAAAGAAUGCAAUCCUCUGAGACGGUCACAUGGAACACAGACCACCUCAAUUGUUCUCGGUGCAGUAUUUACUUUCUUGGCAGUUGCUUAUUCUACCAGCCGAGCGGCUACACAAGAUGGUGCAUUUAUUAACAACAGCAGACGUACAAACAAUAACUACGAGCCUUUGGAUACUGAAAGUGCUGUUCCUCUGAUGCCAAAUCAGGUUGAGCUUGGUGCUCAGCGUAUGAGCGUACAGGGAUCAACUCGUCAACAUUUAGUUGCUGCAGUUGAGAGUGGUGCUUUGCCUCGGUCAGUUCUUGAUGAUGAAGAGGACGAUGACGAUGAUGGUAUCGAUGACAGAGAUGAUGAAAGAUUCGGUGCAGUAUACAGCUAUUCUUUCUUUCAUUUUGUGUUCGCAAUUGCAGCAAUGUACAUUGCCAUGGUACUUACAAACUGGAAUACAAUUACUAUGGAAGACGCAACUUUGCCAAGCCAAGAUCAGGGGGAUCUUGUCCGUAUUGGACAAAGUUAUACUGCUGUCUGGGUCAAAAUAGUGUCGGGUUGGAUUUGCCAUAUAAUCUACCUUUGGUCUCUUGUUGCCCCUGUUGUUAUGCCCGAUAGGUUCACGAUCUAAUUUGUAGCUUUAAUAAAUUUAUAAGAUUAUUAAAUAAAUAUAAAAUCAAAAAACUUAAUGGAAAG